AAAAUUAAAUAGAAAAUUGAUAAUUUUAAGAAAGGAAUACCAGCAGCAUCAAGUUGAUGUUAUGGCUCAGUUUAUACCUAAUCAAGCGUUUUCUGAAAGCCAAUUUGUAUUUAGCAGACUUUGUGCUGAGUUUGAGAAAACAUCUGGUCUAUUGUCACAAAACAUCAAAAACUUGAUUGAAGUCUAUGUGGUAUUGUAUGCAACUAAAAAUUUUGCACAAGUGUUUUCCAAUACAAUUAGUAAAACGGUGUGCCCCAUUUUUGUAUUUGUAGGAAAAUGCUAAUCAAUACCUACACAAGCAUGAAAAUGAUAUGAAAGAGCAAAUAUCUCUUAUCUUGGAAACAUCAGAACAACUGUUUAGCCAUGAAAUGGGAGAGGACAUUUUAAAGAGAAUUGAGAGAGAAUUAAUACACUUGAAUGAGCUUUUCAAAUGCACUAUUUCAAUCAACACAAACACAACUGUGUUUCCUCAACUAAGUGGUCAAAGACAUUUGGGGAAAGGAAGUCAGCACACUUGUCCUCCUGAGCUACUGGUUUCUAUAAAAAAACUUUUAUCUGCAGCUGAAAACUUUUAUAGUGAAUGCAAUCAGGUAAUUACAAAUUGGUUCAAGGAAAAUGAUUUUUAA
Molecule: messenger RNA, 626 nt
Organism: Frankliniella occidentalis (western flower thrips)
Lineage: Eukaryota; Metazoa; Arthropoda; Insecta; Thysanoptera; Thripidae
Exons: 2
Coding region: 312-626 (104 amino acids)
Source: RefSeq, a predicted model, not a curated record